AUGUCCUCUAUCCAUGGCCGAAACGGACCUGUGGCCCACUACUGCAAUAUAUGGGCCCUUGCGAUGUGUUUGUCGUCGCUCCUCAUUCAGCAAACCUACUCCCAGCAGCUGGUUGGCUGCGACGUCCUCGACUGCGAUGGCGGGGCCAACAAUGAAUGUACGCUCGGCAACACGACAAGUUCAUUCAUCGGCACCGCCUCUUUCAACACCAGUCUGUCACCGAACAAUGCCCCGCUCACCUGGACAGUCGGGGCCUCGUCGUCGACCUCGGGCGAUGUCACAUUCACGAAGCGCUUCUACCUUGGCUCUCCUCCGUCGAUGAACCUCGCAAACCCGACCGGAUUUGCAGGCUGUGCAUUGUUCUUCGAAGGGAUCGCAAGGAGUCUGCCACUCAAUGGUGUCACGGAAUAUGGACCGGUCACAUGCGGCCAGACACUGCAGGAUGCUUGUGUCAAUGAUCUUCUGUCUCAAGCCCAGAAGCAGGUGCAGACACUUGGGUCGACAAACAAUCUCGACAAUAGCGCUGUAUGCACUGCUUUACAGACCACCAUGGAGGCCAACCCUCCGCAAUCGUGUCAAACAAUAGCGACAGUCACAUGGGGAACUAUCGUCCCCAAAGAAAUCACCGGUCCUCAAUCCCCGGUUGACGCUCCAAUCGCCCAAACAACCUGCCACCCAUCGUCCAACGUUUCGAGUGGCACAAAGUACAAUAUCGCCCUCAUCGAGACCCAGACCGUCACUUCGGAAGAUGUCUCAAGUGAUCUCGCGCCAUUCUUCUACAGCAUAACGCCAGUGCUGACCGUCUUCUACAGCCCGGCGGCUGCUUCUUCAAACGCUCAGGAUAAGACCUUGCCUGAAGCUCAUCUGACGUGCGUGAAGGUGGUCCAGGACUCGAAUUUGACGCAGCAGGUGGGCACCAACGGGGCAGGGAUGGUGGGCUUACCAAGGUCUAUGAUGGCAUUGGCCUUAGCCCUGAGCAUCCUCGCAUUGGUCUAA
This is a messenger RNA of Fonsecaea multimorphosa CBS 102226, 996 nucleotides long. RefSeq lists its product as uncharacterized. The record is from RefSeq and is a predicted model, not a curated record. The transcript has 2 exons. The coding region runs from base 1 to 996 and encodes 331 amino acids. NCBI's taxonomy places the organism in Eukaryota, Fungi, Ascomycota, Eurotiomycetes, Chaetothyriales, Herpotrichiellaceae.